Drosophila ananassae is the source of this 1458-nucleotide messenger RNA. It is a transcript of the gene Fam92, whose product is annotated as protein FAM92A. Gene Ontology annotation, biological process: cilium assembly. The transcript has 5 exons. The coding region runs from base 152 to 1351 and encodes 399 amino acids. Lineage: Eukaryota; Metazoa; Arthropoda; Insecta; Diptera; Drosophilidae. Gene Ontology annotation, cellular component: ciliary basal body; ciliary transition zone. The record is from RefSeq and is a predicted model, not a curated record.
CUCUAUUGGUGGAGUUAGAUUAUAACAGCUGUUAAGUUACAGAGUUGCCGGAAUGAUUUGAAAUGUUAACCGGCACUGUCGCAUUUUUAACGUAACCUUAGCAACGGUCUAUUCGAUUUUAUUGUACAAAAUAGAGUGAAAUUUAAGAAAAAUGUUUCGCCGCGGUAAAUUAGCUUUUCUAAAUACGAAAGACGAUCGAAUUAAAAUAAUAAACGAGCGCAUUUCACUCACCGAACGCCAUUUGAUGGAAAUGUGCAGCUCCUUUGCAUUGGUUACCAGGAAAAUGGCCAAGUACCGCGAUUCGUUCGAUGAGCUGGCCAAAGGAGUCAAGAGCUAUGCGGACGACGAGGAAAUCAACGAGAGUCUCUGCCAAGGACUGAAAAGUUUCACCAAUGCUGUGACCCUCAUAAGCGACUACAUGGACACUAAUGUCCACCGAUUGGAACAGAAGAUCGUCAACGAGCUGGCCCAAUUCGAACAGCUCUGCAAGUCCACGCGGGACAAUCUGCGCCUGGCUGUCAUAGCUCGGGAUAAGGAGGUCCUUCGCCAACGCCAGAUGCUGGAGCUGAAGUCCAAGUUUUCGGCCAAUAAUAGUGCCGCCGAUUCGGAACUUUUUAAAGCGAAAAUGGAAGUGCAACGCACCAACAAGGAAAUCGACGAUAUUAUCGGGAAUUUCGAGCAGCGAAAGUUGCGAGACAUCAAGGAACUUCUCAGUAAUUUCAUCCUUAUAUCCAUGAAGCAGCACACCAAGGCUUUGGAGGUGCUCAGCGCCAGCUACUAUGACAUUGGCAACAUUGACGAGCGGGACGAUUUCCUGGAGUUCCAAAAACUCAUGAAGACCAAAGAGGAGCCUGCAACCCGCAAGGCAGCCUUCAAGAAAGGCCUUCGCUCUCAGUCGAUGGAUAGCUUGGACCAUGAGCAUCUGGUUAGUCCUUUGAAGCGACGUCAAAAGCUGUCGAGGAGCACCAAAAAUCUAACUCGUGCCGGAAUCAAUCACGGCAGUAAAACGGAGCCGGAGGAAAGUGAGGAGCAGGAUGACGACGACGAAGACGAUGAGGACGAAGAGGAAGAGGAAACUGAGCAAAGUGGCGAGGAGGAAGAGGAAUCUGGUACCGCCUCUGACGAUGAAAGGGAGCCCACCCAGCCGAGCACCCAGGCCACUCCACGGGAAAACGUCUUCGGUGCCAAGUUGCGAUCUGGAGGCAGCAAGGAGUCUACCACACUGUCGUCCACCACCAGUGCUGCCUCGGCUUUGACCAAGCCACUCCGCCAGCCGGUCAAGCAUCCCUUCAAGGCAGUGGCCUCCACACAUGUAAGGCUGCAGAAGCAGUUCCAUGUGCCUCCACACUAGCACCUGCCAGUGCUAUAGACUAGAUAUCGCAAAUCAGUAUUACUGAAUUAAUUAUUUACAUGCCUCCCGCUAAGCUUAAACAAAUAAAAACAAAAUAAUAGACUAAA